AUGGCGGUUAGCGAACUUAUUAUUAGAAAGCAAAGCAACCAUGAACAACAACAACAACACUUUACACUCAUUUCCAAAAGGUCAAAAGGGAUUGGGCAGAAUGAACCAAUGAGAUUGUGCAAUUUCGAGUUGUAUGGACCACCUCAUCAACCCUUUAUGCUUUUCUUUUGUGGAUUGCCCAAUUCCAACUCAAUACUCAUCACUCAACCACACAACACAUUUAUUUUUACUUCUAGUAAAGUUUCGCUUACUGAUGUACCUGACCUGGCUGAUGGGGAGAGGGACUUCGCCUUGUCUUUGUUGUCGGAUUGUCAUAUGGGCGAGGUGACUAGCGGCGUUCCUAAUCCCUCUACAAUCGCCGUGCCGAAUCCGACGCCUGAUUCGGUGAAUCCUAAUCUUGAUCCUGCUUCUGAAGAAGAAAUCUUCUGGGUGUCUAUCGAGGAGGCACCUCGGUUUGCUGCUUGGGCGGACGCGCAAAAUCCGCCUCGUCUUUCAAACGUCGCCAUUCUUCAUGCUUGCAUGGAGAAUAUUAUGAUAAAAGAGGACAUUGAGUCCAUUGAUCGCGAACAUGGCGAUAGUUUGGCUGAGUUCGCCUGUCUUGGCGGUUUUUCGGUGGUCCAGUCCAUCGCUGUUUUGGAGCGCCGCCGAAGGGAUGCGGUGGAUCAAUUGAAGAAGCUCCAGAGAGAUUCCGAAUCCUGGCUCUCCGAGAAACAAAAGAUGGAGGAGGAGGCUGGCGAGGCGACUGGUCUGAUCCAACAGCUGAGGUCCUCCGUAUCUACCAAGACUCGGGAGAUUUCCGCUUUAGAGGCUCGGGUUCGAACUUUGUCCGAGGAAGUCGAGUCUCUACAGUCUUCUUCAGGUGCUCUCACUAAGGAGAGGGAUGAUCUGAAGAAAGAAGAGGGGCGUCUCCGCCGGCGAUUGGGUGACUCUGGGAGCUUUUAUUCCCAAGUCAUGACUCAAUACCGGUUGGCGAUCGGGGCAAAGCUGCGGGAGCAGAAUCCUGGCGUCGAUCUUUCUGGAGUCAAUCAGUUGGAUCCUGCUUCUUUGGCGAAGGAGGUGAAGGCGAAGCUUGAUAAGCAGAAGCAAGACGCUUUGAAUAAGGCUUAGUUUUUAUUUUCUCCUUUUUGUAUUUUUUGCUUUUUAGUAUUUUUUGCUUUCGCCUUUUUUUGUAUUGGAUCGUGGGCGGAUCCUUUGUAAUUUUGCUUCUGUGAAUAUAAUGAUCUUUUGACCA
Molecule: messenger RNA, 1231 nt
Organism: Mercurialis annua (annual mercury)
Lineage: Eukaryota; Viridiplantae; Streptophyta; Magnoliopsida; Malpighiales; Euphorbiaceae
Exons: 5
Coding region: 1-1107 (368 amino acids)
Source: RefSeq, a predicted model, not a curated record